Molecule: messenger RNA, 445 nt
Organism: Eutrema salsugineum
Lineage: Eukaryota; Viridiplantae; Streptophyta; Magnoliopsida; Brassicales; Brassicaceae
Exons: 2
Coding region: 1-357 (118 amino acids)
Source: RefSeq, a predicted model, not a curated record
AUGUCUUGCAAAGGAGAGCUUGUGUUGGGUUUAGAGGAAGGAUUGUUUCUCUUACCUUCAAACCUCUUCAAUGAAGUCUUUCUUGAUUGCAUCGCUCCAUUCCCACAGAGUUAUAGAGGAGGUAACUACUAUGAUCGGAAGCCAAGGACGAGGUACGCGUUGAAUCACCAUGGUUCCAUAAAGAAGCCAAGUGAUGAGGCCAGUGGAGGGCGAGAUAAGGCACGUGGCACUGGAGUGUUCCUUCCUGCGAGACCGGUGAGUAGCUCAGAGGAGAAGAAGAGACCCAAGAAGAAGCUAUGCCCUAUCAUCUCCUCUCAGUCCAAACAAGUCUUUCUUCCUAAAGAAUGGGCUUAUUAGCUAGUGUAAUUAGCAUUUAUUUUACCUUGUGUAUAUCUUUUUACUGAACUAUUUACAGAGGCUAAAACAAAAAUAAGUUUAAAUGUCC